AAAGAUGCUGUGUAGGACCCUUCUGCUGUUUUUUGUCCUUCUACCAAAACGUACUGAGCAAUGUACAGAGAGGUUUAUGGAGCUACCACUAGUGACAUACAGAGCACAGAGAAUAGGAAUGAAUCUACCUGAAACAUAUGUGAGUAGUAAUACACUGAGAGUCCUUCAAGAGUAUCAGUUCAAUUGUUCAUCCACUAAUAUAACCAGUCUUAUAUUGGGUAUUAAUAUAAGAGAAGCUACUAAUAGUCGUAAUCUCUAUCCCAGUGUCCAGGUCUUUAGACCUAAUGGUAGUCUAGUGACUGGUAGUGAGAGAACUAUUUAUUAUUCUACCUCUAAUGUCAGUACUAGUGGAGUGUUUGAAUAUCCACUCGAUCCUCCUAUACCAGUAAUGAGUGGAGACCUGUUAGCUGUAUCACAACCACCUCAAGGGGACAGUGUUGUUAGAGUCUACUAUAUCAGUGGUAUAACAGCAAAUAGUCAAGAGUUUAGCUAUGGGGAUACACAUAUUGACUUAACUACAAAUCCAAUUACAAAUGAGUUGAUAUUAGUAUGUCCAGUAACAGGUAAGACACACACUCACUGUAUCAUUGAAUUAUUUUACUAUCAUUAGAUGGAUACUGUGUUAAUAGUACCAAUUGAAUCAAUGCUUCAUUUAUUAAAGAGAAAGCACUUGAAGUACAAAGAUCACAACCUUUUUAUCGCCAAAGCCAAUAUAUUUAUCCAUGGAUUGUAUUCUCAUGUAAUGGAUCAGUUACUAAAUGGAUCUUUGGAGCUAACAAUAAUGGAAACACUGCUAUUCAAUCUGAGCUCCAAAUAUGGCGUCAACUGGGUCCCAAUAAUUACAAUAAAAUAGGAUUUAGUUUAGUUAAUGCUAAUACAAUGAUUGGUACUAAUCUCUAUGAGUUUAUUCCUCAGACUCUACUGCAGUUCCAGGAAGGAGACAUAUUUGGUGUUUAUAGUGAUAGAACUGAUGGAGAAAGAUUAGUUCUAUAUGAACAGAGAUUUAAUGGACCAACUAACCUACGAAUCAGUGAUAGUCUAGACUCUCCUCCAUCAACAAUAUCUGAAACACUCAUAACAAUAAACAAUGACUUUCCAUUGGUCACUGUGGAGAUCAAUAUAUUUACCCAACCAACUGUUGCAAUAACAUCAAGUAUAACUGAAAAUAUUUUAGAAGCUUCUGUUUCAUUUACUUCAUUUAUGACUUCACUUUCUCCUACCAUGUUUUCACAUAUAUUCUCUCCCUCAUCAUCAUUCUCUCAUGAAUUAUCAAUUGUUACUGAAACAAUGAACGAUAGGCAGACAGCUAAAGUACCUAGUCCCUCAACCACACAUAGCACAAUAAAGCCAACUAUAUAUAAUUCCUCCACUAGUAUGUUUGUCAUAUCAUCAACUAUACCACUCACUCCAGCUACUCAACCAACUGAGCCAAGUGCAUCAUUUCUAGUUGGUGGAAUUAUAGUGGGAGUGGUCUGUAUAAUUCUUGUAUGUACAUGUCUACUAAUAAUAGCAUGUAUUAUUGUUUGUGUGAAAAAAAGAUCAAAAUCAUUAUUUAAAAGUAAUCCUGAGGAACUAAGCACAUCUUUAAAGAUCUUAACAACAUCUACAAAUGAUGAUCAUGAUACUAAUAUUGAUACUCUGAAGGAUAAUCCAGCUUAUGUUACAACUACUGGAUCUACUUUCAGGUCUACAACACUACUGGAUAAUCCAGCAUAUACUAGUACUAGUAACACAGUACCAGUGGAUGAUGAUACACUGUAUACUUAUGCAAGCAACAACAGCUCCAAUUUAUACAGCACAAUUAAUUUUUAG
Messenger RNA from Amphimedon queenslandica, 1812 nucleotides. RefSeq lists its product as uncharacterized. Lineage: Eukaryota; Metazoa; Porifera; Demospongiae; Haplosclerida; Niphatidae. The transcript is spliced from 6 exons. The coding region runs from base 880 to 1812 and encodes 310 amino acids. The record is from RefSeq and is a predicted model, not a curated record.